This is a messenger RNA of Pygocentrus nattereri (red-bellied piranha), 3269 nucleotides long. It is a transcript of the gene cxcl12a, whose product is annotated as chemokine (C-X-C motif) ligand 12a (stromal cell-derived factor 1). Gene Ontology annotation, molecular function: chemoattractant activity; chemokine activity. Lineage: Eukaryota; Metazoa; Chordata; Actinopteri; Characiformes; Serrasalmidae. The transcript has 4 exons. Gene Ontology annotation, cellular component: extracellular region. Gene Ontology annotation, biological process: positive regulation of cell migration; induction of positive chemotaxis; chemotaxis. The record is from RefSeq and is a predicted model, not a curated record. Bases 87 to 386 code for a protein of 99 amino acids.
AUUUAAGGGCAGCGCGCACAGCGCCUCCACAGUGCGCUCUGCGGAUCUCGACACACACACACACGCUCUCACACACGCGCUACAGCAUGGAGCUGAAAGCUGUUCUAGUGGCAGCGCUCGUCGCGGUGGCCGUCUACGGGACGAUUUCGGACGCCAAGCCCAUCAGUCUGGUAGAGAGGUGCUGGUGCCGCUCUACAGUCAACACAGUCCCACAGAGGAACAUUCGCGAGCUUAAGUUUGUCCACACACCCAACUGCCCCUUCCAAGUCAUUGCUAAACUGAAGAACAACAAAGAAGUGUGCAUUAACCCUGAGACGAAAUGGCUGCAGCAGUACCUAAAGAAUGCUCUUGAAAAAAUGAAGAAGGCCAAACAACAAACCAACUAAGGAGCCAGCUGGAUGGCAAGCCAGUUUGUCAGCCCACCACCACAGAUAUGUACCAUAUACUCCUCUGGCAUGCUUGCUGACCCAGCACUUAACCUGCCAAACUUGCUUCCUUGUCCAUGAAUCGGCAAAUGGCAAACCAGUCCGCCCCCACCGUCUCUGCCACUGCUAUAGGCACCUCCUGUGUUAGCGCAAUGUGCAAUUAUAUAUGUAUGAGUGUGGUUUUUAUACGUAUGAUAUGUAUAUACAAUGUUUUAUAUCAAUUUUAAACAGUAAAGAGAUAUUUUUGGAGUCAUGUUUGCUCCUUGCCUGUCUGUUACAGUGAAUUAGGUAGCACUGAAUGAAGUAUUUGAUGAUUUGGGAGCAAACUCAUAAGGUUUUUCACAUUACAUCCUAGAACAGGAAGGGAAAUCGGUGAACAAUGUCCAUUGGUGCAGAGCUGAGGCCAAAAAGUAGUGUAUCUGUUAGGAGGACAAGUUUGAAGGCAUUUGGUAUUCUCCCCACGCCAUUUCAUAAUCAUCUUUAAAUAAUCCAUAUCUUAAAAUUUUGUAACACUGCAUAUCGCAUGUGAAAGUAAUAUUGUAUGUUUUCUGUAAGAGAAAAGUUUCUCAUGUUUUUGUUCUCUGAUCAACAGGGUGUACUUUUUAAACAAAUGUAAACCAAGAGACCUUGGAUCUUACAUGGCCCUAACUACUCUGAAUUCCUUCAGAGAGCGUAAUAGGGUUUACUGGAAGUAGGCUGCGAGGGAAAAGAGAAGGGAAUGUUCUUUUUUUUAUUCCUAUCAUUCUGUAGGCAAAGAAACAUCUGGAUCCGCAAAACUGCUAAUUGAGCAGCCAGUGUGUGCAGAGCGAUUCUGAUAGGGAAUAACAGCACAUGAAGCGUUAAAUGAAACAUGUGACAGAUUUGCACAGAUUUGGUUCCAAGCACAGCUAGUUUAGGUUAGUUUACAAUAAGUUCACAAAGCACAGUAAACAUUAAACAACAGAACAAAGAAAUGAAAAGCCUAUUUAUCUUAAUAUUGAUAUCAUUAGAGGUAAAAACUAAUUACACGUAGACCUACUAUUAAGAGUAAUUUGAUCUAAAGAGAGGGAUUUACCAUAAUUGGACUUUAAUCUGUACUACCUGUCAUUAGUAGUAGAACAAUGCACUUUAUUUACUGCGUUCUGUUGUAGAAAGAGAACUAACCCACCUAAGCUGAAGAGCGGCAUCCACAAAUUUGGCGAGUGGCCUUUCUUUUCCAUGGCCAGAAAAAGAACGCCAAAUACAUUUCACAUUAAAAGAGAGGUUAUUUUAAGAAUCUAUUAAAUAUGAGCAUCCCUUUCUGUGUAAUGCGUUGAUGUGUGAUAUUUUCGGCAAAUGGGCACUGGUCAAAAGAGGCACUUAAACACAACAACUUUUACAUGGGCAUUCAAAAAAAGAAAAAUGUCUCUUGGUUUGGCACAGCAGUCUCUUGUUUACAGCAAUUCCUGGCCAUAAACAAAACAUGUCGUGACCUCCAAAACCAGCAUACAUUCCUGUCUGCCAGAGCUAAACAUUUCUCAAGAAAAUUGGUGCAUGGAAUUCGUCUGUAACGCCGCUGCCAAUUUUAUCCUAUCAACUGAUUUAAUGUGCUGCUAUUAAAAAAGCCAGUCCUUUUUUACACAGGCCGCCUGCAGGCACACAGACCAGGAAAACAUAAUGCCCACUCAGGAUUACAGAGGAAGGGGGUGCACACAGUAUUCUGGGGGUUAUGCCUCUGGUGAAUUUCAUAUAGUCAUGUAGAAAAAUUGCAAGAAUCUAACUAAUUCGAAUGCAGCAAGGAAAUCCUGAUGAAUGUGUGCAACCCAUUAACUCUCAACUCAUGAACCUCUGCCUCUCUCACACUGGCUACUUUUGCUAGAGGAGCUGAUUAAGAAUGUUAGUAAAAGCUGUUUAAAUGUAUGAUUGGCUUUGAAGUUAGUGGACAAGCUUAUGCCUUAAGAGCCAUUGAGUUGGUAUUACACCAGUAACUCUACUAGUGGGCAUUAACAAUAACAAAAGACUCAAUGAACUCUGUCAUUGUAAGUUCAGUGCAGUGAUGCCUAAAUUUAGACCAUGUUCACUGUGGAAUUGUGUGGAGUCAGAUUUAUGCAGCAUGAGUGCAGAAAGAAGGCAGUAAAUCCUGCCUCGUCACAUUACUGUGAAUAUUCCACCUUCUAGACAAACAUGACUGACCUGUAAUUAAAACUCACUUUCACUUCCCCAGGCUUGUCAGUCGCCUUCAAACUGAGGCAAACACUAACUAAGUUUUAUGGGGAAUAUCUAAGAAGUAUCAAAAUCUUUUUUUAUUUGAGCUGUCAGACACUAAAUUUAAAUCAUAGAAGGUAUUCAGAUUAUACUCUACCAUCUUACCACUGGUAGGUUUGGUGCUUUUGGAAAAAAAUAAACUGUAGCAAAUGCAGUUCUUAUGUAAUUAAAGGUAACAACUUCAUUUCUGUCCUUUUUAUCUCACAUUCCUUUUUUCAUGCUGCAAAGUGUAAACAUGCAUUUUUUAAAAAUGCAGAUCCUAAUUACAAUGUUAGAAUAUGCCAAUAUGCAUCACCUUAAGGGGCCAUUCAUCCAUUUAUCUGUGAAAACACAUUUGUACCCCUGCCUCAAAGGUUUAUAUUCAAUGACAGUACUGGCUUUGAUAAGAUGUUAGCCACAGUAGCAGUGUUUGGACUAAGCAUUUAACUGUGUUAUAUCCAUAGCACAGGUGCUUCAGGACAUUUGUAAUGUAUAUAUUUUCCCCGUAACUCCCAAACAAUGUGAAGACCAUUUCUAUGUAGAUGGCAGCUUAAUCCAUUAUAUAUGUUGUAUUUACUUUUUUAUGGGUUUGUACUUAUGUUUGAUUUCAUUCAUAUUUUGAAAUAAAUCAACAUUUAUGAA